GGGCUCUCGGGUCUUUUUUUAGCGCCAUCUGCUCGCGGCGCCGCCUCCUGCUCCUCCCGCCGCCGCCCUGAGUCACUGCCUGCGCAGCUCCGACCGCCUGGCUCCCCGUGCUAGCCACCGAUAUUUGGAAUUCUUACAACAUGGCAGACAUUGACAAGAUGCCUCCUGGUCCAGCAUGGCUGUUGGAACUCUAGUCAUCACAUCCCUAUUCUGUGAAGGGAGCAAGAUCAAAAAGGCCUCCCAGCUGUCCACUGUCCUAUAAAGGAGGCUUACUCAAAAUUCUAUACAUUUUGCUUUUUUAACUCAUCAUCCAGAGUUACAUAACCACACCUAGCUAAAAGCAAAGAACAGUCUGAACUUGAUCAAGAUUUGGAUGAUGUUGAAGAAGUAGAAGAAGAAGAAACUGGUGAAGAAACAAAAAUCAAAGCGCGUCAGCUGACUGUUCAGAUGAUGCAAAAUCCUCAGAUUCUUGCAGCCCUUCAAGAAAGACUUGAUGGUCUGGUAGAAACACCAACAGGAUACAUUGAAAGCUUGCCUAGGGUAGUUAAAAGACGAGUGAAUGCUCUCAAAAAUCUUCAAGUUAAAUGUGCACAGAUAGAAGCCAAAUUCUAUGAGGAAGUUCAUGAUCUUGAAAGAAAGUAUGCUGUUCUCUAUCAGCCUCUAUUUGAUAAGCGAUUUGAGAUCAUUAAUGCAAUUUAUGAACCUACGGAAGAAGAAUGUGAAUGGAAACCAGAUGAGGAGGAUGAAAUUUCGGAGGAGCUGAAAGAAAAAGCCAAGAUUGAAGAUGAGAAAAAGGAUGAAGAAAAAGAAGACCCCAAGGGAAUUCCUGAAUUCUGGUUGACUGUUUUUAAGAACGUUGACUUGCUCAGUGAUAUGGUUCAGGAACAUGAUGAACCUAUUUUGAAGCACUUGAAAGAUAUUAAAGUGAAGUUCUCAGAUGCUGGCCAGCCCAUGAGUUUUGUCUUAGAAUUUCACUUUGAACCCAAUGAAUAUUUCACAAAUGAAGUGUUGACAAAGACAUAUAGGAUGAGGUCAGAACCGGAUGAUUCUGAUCCCUUUUCUUUUGAUGGACCAGAAAUUAUGGGUUGUACAGGGUGCCAGAUAGAUUGGAAAAAAGGAAAGAAUGUCACUUUGAAAACCAUUAAGAAGAAACAGAAACACAAGGGACGUGGGACAGUUCGUACUGUGACCAAAACAGUUUCCAACGACUCUUUCUUUAAUUUUUUUGCCCCUCCUGAAGUUCCUGAAAGUGGAGAUCUGGAUGAUGAUGCUGAAGCUAUCCUUGCUGCAGACUUUGAAAUUGGUCACUUUCUACGUGAGCGUAUAAUCCCAAGAUCAGUGUUAUACUUUACUGGAGAAGCUAUCGAAGAUGAUGAUGAUGAUUAUGAUGAAGAAGGUGAAGAAGCAGAUGAGGAAGGGGAAGAAGAAGGAGAUGAGGAAAAUGAUCCAGACUAUGACUCAAAGAAGGAUCAAAACCCAGCAGAGUGCAAGCAGCAGUGAAGCAGGAUGUAUGUGGCCUUGAGGAUAACCUGCACUGGUCUACCUUCUGCUUCCCUGGAAAGGAUGAAUUUACAUCAUUUGACAAGCCUGUUUCAAGUUUUUUUGUUAUUGUUUGUUUGUUUUGUUUUUCCAGCUUAAAAUAAAAAUGUCAAAUAUAAUUUUAGUUCUCACAAGAUAAUGUCUUAAUUUUCUACUAAUUCAGGUAGUAGCAGAGGCCUAGCUUGAAUUAAGCAUUGUACCCAGUUUACCAUAUUAUGGAAGUGAAGUGUGUCAACUUUGGGAGAGGUACUACAUCUGCUAAUUAAGAAAAUAUAAAAAAGAAAGACAAAAUCUUAAAUGAUGUAAUGUUUUUUUAAAAGAGUAAAAGGUUAAAAUUUUAUUUUCCUUUGAUUAGAGCUAGAAAGAAGGCCCCAAGCUUCUAUGGUUAAUUCUGAUUCUUACUGCUUUUAAAGUAUGAAUAUGUCAUUUACCCAUGCUUCUGUUUACUAUGUAUUAAAAUGGGUAGUACUGUUUACCUAACUACCUCACAGAUCUGUUAAGGCAUAUUAAGUUAGAUUUUAUGAAAUGUUUCUCGAUCUCAUUAAAAGCUCAAAAAUUGGACCUAUUUGUACUACAAGUAUGAUAUUCAGCAUUUUAUUCAUACCAGGGUUUGAUAAUUCAACUGGAAAACAGGUUCAAGUACCUCUGUUCUGGAUGUGGUCAGGCAACAUUCUUGCAGAUCUUUGUGUGGCUCCUAUCUUAAUAGAAGCUGCUAGAACAGCAACUCUUUGAAAAGGUCCAAGGAUUGUUUUUAGGUAUUUUAGUUAUGACCAUAUUGUAGUAAAAUACUACAGAGAUCAUGGGACUAACGUAGGAAGAAGACCAUUUUUAGUUGGGGGGAAAUGCCAUUAAAUUUGAGUCUGUAGAGCCACAUUUAAAAUACCUCAGGCUAAUUACUGUUAAUUUUUUGUGAUGAGCUUAAAAGCUUUGAUAGUGAGGGUGGACUAAAUGGAUUAUAAUUAGAGGAUGGCCUAGAGUUCCUGCUCUUAAUAAAAUUACAUUGUUUGUUUUUAGAAGUGAUAGAGCUUCCUUUUUGAAAAUUUAGUAUUUAAAGAUCUUGGAAUGUGAACACAUCUUGUUAAUUGUGUAAUACUAUUCAUUCCUCUUCUGAGAUUUUAAUUAACUACUGGAAAUCCUUAACCAGUUGCAGUAGUGUGUAGGAAAAAAAAUGCCAUGAAAACACUUUGUUUUUCCUCUUUAUUUUGAAAAUGCUUUUCGUUGCUUUGAUUAGACAUUCUUUGCUGAUUUUUGUUUUUGUACCCAUAGCUCAUUCGAUCACAGCCUUUUCUGAACUUAAAAAAAUUUAAAGCUAGAAUCCCAUUUUUAAUGAACUUAAGUAGCAGAACCACUAUUUUUUUUUUCAUUCCUUUAGGUAAUAGCUAUUGCCAAAGUGAAGGGGCAGAUACUAUUUCAUCUUGUUAUAUAAAGGGAUGUGGUUUGCAGAGGAAUUGUUUUCUUAAUAAAUUUGGCAUUGCAAGGGAUAUCAGUGUUCAUCUAUGCCAUCUCUCCAGUUCCAAAAUGGUUCUAUUCCAUUUUAGAAAUUUGAAAUAUGUAAUUUGAAAUCCUUAAUAAAAUUUGCGUUUAAUUUUAUAAAA
Messenger RNA from Callorhinus ursinus (northern fur seal), 3134 nucleotides. The record is from RefSeq and is a predicted model, not a curated record. Lineage: Eukaryota; Metazoa; Chordata; Mammalia; Carnivora; Otariidae.